AUGUAUCCAAGCGACUCAACAUACACGUGUGUUUCAUGUGAUGCUACAUGCAAUGGUAACUGCGAUCAAACAACAGGCAAGUGCACUGGGUGUAUCAACAAUUAUGUGUUUGAAGCAACUAAGAGUCGUGUGUGUGUUGCUUGCAAAUCGUUUGAUCCAAGUUGCAAGAUAUGUUCGUCUGAUUACAACAGAAAAUGUGUUGAAUGUGAGAGUGGAUACUAUCCAAAUCAAAGUGGGGUCUGUGUAUUUUGUAACACAACUAUCACAAACUGUAAAUCAUGUAAUUCAAGAGAAAACAAGUGCUUGUCGUGUAAAGACCCAUAUUAUUUGUCAAACCAAACUUGUUUGAUUUGUACUUCUGGAACUUAUAAAAACACUGAAACAUCAUGUGAAAAGUGUUACAUUGGCAUCCCAAAUUGUCAAGCGUGCUCAACUAAAACGGUUGGAAUUCCUGUUUGUAUCACGUGUUAUUCGCCAUUUCAAAUUAAUACUCAAACCAGUUUGUUCAGAUGGAUAUUAUCUGUCAAACAACAAAUGUGUGUCGGCAACCAAAUGUAUGGGCAAAUCAACACUUUCGAAAGUGUCAUGUGA
Molecule: messenger RNA, 591 nt
Organism: Entamoeba invadens IP1
Lineage: Eukaryota; Evosea; Mastigamoebida; Endamoebidae
Exons: 2
Coding region: 1-591 (196 amino acids)
Source: RefSeq, a predicted model, not a curated record